AUGGAGUCUGUCAAGAACACUGUCGAGAACGCCGGCCAAUACGUCUCUGAGACCAUCCAGGGCACUGGUGCCACAGCUUCAAAGGAGGCCAACAAGGGUGUCGCCAAGGACAGCGACGCCAGCCUGGGUAGCCGAGCCUCCGCUGCCAAGGACGCUGUUUUCGACAAGAAAGACGAGGUGUCCCACGAUACCAAGGCCGAUGUCCACAAGGAAGCCGCUAAGAACUAA
Messenger RNA from Penicillium soppii, 228 nucleotides. Its product is annotated as Glucose-repressible protein Grg1. Bases 1 to 228 code for a protein of 75 amino acids. The transcript has 3 exons. The record is from RefSeq and is a predicted model, not a curated record. Lineage: Eukaryota; Fungi; Ascomycota; Eurotiomycetes; Eurotiales; Aspergillaceae.